Messenger RNA from Pelecanus crispus (Dalmatian pelican), 5031 nucleotides. NCBI's taxonomy places the organism in Eukaryota, Metazoa, Chordata, Aves, Pelecaniformes, Pelecanidae. The record is from RefSeq and is a predicted model, not a curated record.
GAAAUCAGCUUACCCGAGGGGUUCCCCAGCCUCUCCCACUGGCUCUACAAUCAAACUGACACCAUGCUCCAGGGCUUAGUGAAACAAGGGGACCCUCAACAGGUCAUUGAGUACUCUCUGGCCCUCAUCACCAUCUUAAAUGAGUACGAGCGGUCCAUGCUUCUGGAACCUGAGACUGGGAAUGAAUUUGAACUCCGGACCUGGACUCGCAACAAUAUCACAGAAACCCUGAACUCGCUGAACGUGAACACGGUUGAUGAUAUCCAGCAGAUCUCGGCUGCCUUGGCACAGUGCACGGUGGUGAGCAAGGAGCUGGUUUGCAAGUCAUGCCUGACAAGGACCUUGAACAAGCUGGAGACCAUGAUGACCAUUCUGCAAGGGGAAACGACCCAGGGCACCGUGACACCGACUGGUAUCGCCGACAACAUCCUCAACAUCACAGGUGACCUAAUUCACCUCGUCAAUACGGUUUCACAAGAAUCCAAGCCCCAGGAACUGCUUUCUGAUUCCCACAAUUUGCUGCUAGCUCCCAAAGCCUACAACCUGUCUUCCAGCCUGAUGCGCAUCCUCAUGAAGUCUCGAGUGCUGAAUGAAGAGCCCCUUGAGCUGGUGGGAGGAGAAAUAAAGGCCACAGGCAAGCGGUCUGAUCCCUUUAACUUGCUUUGCUACGAAAACACACCAAACUGCCAGUUCUCCAUCCCCCAGGCGUUCAACACCACCCUUUCCAACCUGACGGAUGUCAUUCAAGUCAUGUUCCAAGUGGACUCCAAUCCUUUCCCUUUUGGUUACAUCAGCAACUACACCGUGUCCACAAAGGUCGCCUCCAUGGAGUUUCAGACACACAACGGGGUGCAAAUCCCCAUUGGGAGCCUGGACUCAGAGAAAGCCAUCACCGUGAUGGUGUCAAACAACACGGAUGCUAACAAUCUCUCUGCUGGCACUGAAGUCAUCGAGGCGAGGACAUCUGUGAACCUAAUUGUGACUAUGGAGAGCAACAACAGAGAAGCAGGACUGCACUUCCAGCUCACUUACAGAGUCCUGAAUGAUCACUACAUUGCAAGCGAGCCUGAGCCAUUCAUCAUGGCUUAUCUCCAUCACGAACCAGAGCCCAACGAGCACAACUGCAGUGCCUCUAAGAAAAUUGGCCUGGAUGCCCUGGCUGGAAGUGACCACAAGCUCUACACCUUCUUCACCUCACCCAGAACGGAUGACACCAUCCAGAAAUACUACUUCAACAUCACAAACCAUUUCAGCUGGUCCCCGGUGGAGGUGACUCUGGGACUGUACACCUCCCUCUGCCAGUACUUCAGCGAGCAGGAGAAACGGUGGAAGACAGAAGGCAUCAUCCCGCUGGAAGAGACCAGGCCAGACCAGGCUGUGUGCUUAACCCAGCACCUCACCGCCUUUGGGGCCAGUCUGUUUGUCCCCCCAAACUCCGUCCAGUUCGUCUUUCCUGCUCCAGGCCCAGGUCUCAACUACAUCGUUCUGCUGACAUGUGCCGUCUGCUUUGUGACCUACUCGGUGGCUGCACUGAUCGUGCAUAAGCUGGACAUGAUUGACAUUAACCGAGUCGGGGUGAUUCCCUUCUGCGGGAAGAACGGGAUGUACAAAUACGAGAUUCUGGUGAAAACUGGCUGGGGCAGAGGAUCAGGUACCACGGCCCACGUGGGGAUCGCCCUGUACGGUAUAGACAAUAAAAGCGGUCACAGACAUCUGGACGGAGAAAACGCCUUCCACCGCAACAGCCUCGACGUGUUUCAGAUCGCAACGGAGCGGAGUCUGGGGAGCAUCUGGCGCAUCCGCAUUUGGCACGACAAUAAAGGACUCAGCCCCUCUUGGUACCUGCAGCACGUCAUAGUCCGGGACCUGCAGAGCAGCAAGAGCUACUUCUUCCUGGUGAAUGACUGGCUUUCGGUGGAGAGCGAAGAGAACGAUGGCAUGGUGGAGAAGGAGGUUUAUGCUGCCAGUGAGACAGAGCUGAGGAGCUUCUCCCGGAUCUUCAUAGCAGAGUUGCAGCGAGGUUUCUUUGAGAAGCACGUCUGGCUGUCCAUGUGGGACCGCCCGCCUCGCAGCCGCUUCACCCGUGUCCAGAGAGCCACUUGCUGCUCCCUCCUCAUCUUCCUCUUCCUCUGCGCCAAUGCUGUGUGGUACGGCGUGGUGGGGAACGUACACCUCAGCAAUGGGGCCGUUUCCAACCUGAUCCCUGUUAAUGUGGACACAGUGGCUGUUGGUCUGGUGUCCAGCGUGGUGGUCUACCCUCUCUACCUGGUCAUUUUAUUUCUCUUCCGGAUGGCUCGUGGCAAGGUCUCCAUCAACCACACCCUGACUCACUCAGACCAGCAGUCCUUGGAGAUCGACAACUACCUGGACUCCUCAAUCCUCGACAGCUCCUUUCCUGCCUUCCCUGGGCUCCGGGCAGAGGCCUUCUCUGAGCAAACCAAAACAGAUCUGUUCUUGGAGGACUCCAAAAGCCUCGUGCGGUGGCCCUCCAGCGAGGCCCUGCUCAGCUGGCCGGACCUCCUCAGCGACCCCUCCAUCAUGGGCAACACCAUCCAGAAGCUGAAGAGAGGCCGGGCCAGCCGCCACCUUGGACUCGAGGCCCCACUGGCCACUGAGGAGGACAGCUUGUCGCUUGGCGUUCACCAGGGACAGCCUCGAUAUUUCUCUGCCUCAGAUGAGGAUCUGAUCCGGCAGAUCCUGGCAGAUGGAGCUAGCGGCAUCUCCCACUCCCAGGACCUAGGGCCGUACAUGAGGGCUGAAACAGAUCUGAUCUCAGGCCUGUCCAGCGUGUUCGGGGAGAAGGUGGAGACUGUCGUGAUGCAGAAGCUGAACGACAAAGGCCAGAGCAUGGCAGCUCCUCCCAGAGAAGUGAGCAGAUCAGCCAAGUCGACGUGGACAGUUGCAGACCAAACAUUCAGGAAGCGCUUGCUGCCGCCCUGGUGCUCCUAUCUGGCUCAUGGUAUCAGUCUCCUCCUCUUCGCCACCUCCACGGGGGUCUCUGUGUGGAUCGGGGUGGGCUUUUCCUCCAGUGUUGCCCUCAUGUGGCUCAUCUCAGGGAUAUUCAGCUUUCUGGCAUCCUUCUUGGUCUGGGAGCCCCUGAAGGUUCUGCUGGAAGCCCUCUAUUUCUCACUGGUUGCCAAGCGCUUGCACCCAGAGGAAGAUGAUACCUUGGUAGAGCAUCCGUUUGUUGAGCAUGUUUCUGAGAAGAUCAGCAAAGUCCGACCCCCGCAGGGCUUUGCCCUUUUCCAGGCCAAGGAGGAGGCCAGGAAGGUCAAACUGCUCCACAGGAUGCUGAAGAAUUUCCUCAUCUACAUGAUGUUCUUGCUGGUGAUCCUGCUCACCAACUACGGAGAUGCCUCCCGCAACAGCAGGGCCUUCCUUUUGCAGAGCUCCAUCAAGCAGCAGUUGGGCAGCAACGAAUUCCUCCACAUCAAGAGGUCAGAUCAGUUCUGGGUCUGGAUGUCGCAGGUCUUCCUCCCUUACCUCUACAACAACCGGACGGGUCAGGAGAGCUCCAGCACCACGCUGGGGACGGCCCGGCUGCGCCAGCUCAGGCUGCAGGAAGCCGAGUGCCAGCGCAGUGCCCAGGACGUCCUCCACAGCGUGGGCAUGGCUGCCAGCACAAACUGCACCGACUCGCACAGCUUUUCUACUGCUGACUACGCAGCUGGCUGGGAAAGGGCGGCCGUGAACGUGACGGCUGCGUGGUCCUACUCGCCACCCGACCUGACGGGGGUCUGGUACUGGGGUUACAUCUCUUUCUACGAUAGCAGCGGUUACAUCCAGGAGCUGGGGGCUUCACUAGAGGAAAGCAGGGCUCAGCUGAAUUUCCUUCAGGAGCACACUUGGAUCGACAACAUGAGCCGGGCAGUCUUUGUGGAGCUCAUGCAGUAUAACCCCAGCGUGGACCUGCACGCUGCCAUCACCCUCCAGCUGGAGUUCCUGGGGGCCGGCCAGGCCAUCGCCGCUGUCACCAUCAGCCCCUUCCCGCUGCUGCGGCUCAGCGGGGGUGUCACGCUGCAGCUUCUCAUGAUGGUCUUCCUCAUGAUGUUUGUGGUCUACUUCGUGGUGUCCGAGUCGCUCUCCAUCAAGAAGGAGGGCAGGGCCUACUUCACCCUGUGGGGCAACUACGGCCAGUGGGUCUUCAUCCUCCUCACCACUUGCACCGUGGUGGUGCACCUCAGCCAAGCCACCCUUGCUGACCAGCAGUGGCUCAAGUACCUCAACAACCGCAAAGGUUUCACCAACUUCUACCAGGUGGCCUUUCUCAACACAGUCUUCAGCACCUUGGCUGCAUCCCUCCUCUUCCUCCUGACCGUGCAGGCUGCCCAGCAGCUGCGUUUUGUCAGGCAGUGGUCCAUGUUUGGGAAAACCUUUCAGAAGUCCGCGAAGGAGCUGACCUCUGCAGGGCUGGCGUUUGCCGUCCUCAUCCUGGCCUACGCUCAGCUCGGCUUCCUGCUCUUCUCCUCCUCCUCGGAGUCCUUCCGCAGCGUCGGCAGCAGCCUCCUGCUGCUCUUCGCCAUGCUGCGGGGCAGCGCGAGCCUCCGCCCCUGCCUGCCCGAGUCCUCGGGCCUCUACUACCUAUUCUGCACCAGCUACAUCAUCCUGGAGGUGUGGAUCGUGCUGAGGCUGUUCACCGUGGUGCUUAUCUACAGCUACCGGGAAAUGCACUUUGAGCUGUACCGCCCCGCCUUCGAGCCCCAGGACUACGAGAUGGUGGAGCUCUUUGUGCGCAGGCUGAAAAUGUGGAUGGGCUUCAGCAAAGCCAAGGAGUUCCGGCACAAGGUGAGGUUCGAAGGGAUGGAGCCGCUGCCAUCCCGAGACUCCAGUGACUCCAAGUCCUUCCGGGGCCCCACUCCCAGCGCUGCCUCCGACAGCUCCAGGGCCUCCACCUCCUCCAGCCAGCUGGACGGGCUGAGCCUCGUGCUGAGCACCCGGGACAGCCUGGAAGUGGACGCUGAGAUCCAGCGCCUCCUUUCCCUCUUCGAGAUGCUGCUUGCCCAAUUUGACCGGGUCAACCAGGUGACGGAG